Laccaria bicolor S238N-H82 is the source of this 1662-nucleotide messenger RNA. RefSeq lists its product as uncharacterized. NCBI's taxonomy places the organism in Eukaryota, Fungi, Basidiomycota, Agaricomycetes, Agaricales, Hydnangiaceae. The coding region runs from base 1 to 1662 and encodes 553 amino acids. The transcript has 15 exons. The record is from RefSeq and is a predicted model, not a curated record.
AUGGCUAUUCCCGAUUUUGAUUUGUUCUAUUUAGCUCAGGCUGAGCCUCCGGGACACAUCCACACAACAUCUCUAAUUGAAAGAUCACCCGCGGCCAUGAUGGCUCUCUUUGUUUCCGAAUAUUCACGAUUUCGUUCCCCGUUGGGGGUUGGUUGGGGGUCAGGACGGAACGACCACGUUAAACCUGUAAUUCAACACGGAGAAGCCUUGGAGUGUUCUGACAAGCUAACUCGCGCGGAUAUUACCCAGGAUCACGCACGUCUUGCGUGCAUCUCGCACAGACUUGCGCAAAUAUUCCUAGUCACCACGACUAAUCAGCUGUUCGAACUACACUGGUCUAAAAGAAUACGCCUCAUACAAAGUGGAAACUUCCGACCCUCUAGAUGCCAGAGGUCCGACGACGCCGUGGCUCAAACGUCGACAAGUAGAAACGUUACCUUGGAGGAGACGCGAUGUCGACAGGAGCCACGUCAUUUUAAAACAACAAACGUUCAUGGGAUCAUGGGUGCCGUUGCGGAGAGUCGACAGGAACAUCUCGUGUCCUUCAGCGCUCUGUCUAAUUCUGUCCUUUCUGGUGCAGCGGUAUUCGAGGUCCUGAACAUGGGGGGAUGGAACUUCAGCGGUCUACCCUGGUUUGCCCAUGUGCACCUUGAAACGCGAGCAACACCAUUGUACUUUAUCGAAGUGCGCAAAGUAUUAACCUCCCGCCCCUCAGGUGACAAACGGGCCGUAGUACAUUCUUUUACACACCAGUGUUGUUUGAUCAUUUCACCUGUCGCCUGUUUUUCUGACAUGGCUGAACAUUCGCGAAUCAGCGCGCCAGCAACCGCAGCAUCCGAGGGCGACCAUCUCUUCGUAUGGUUGGACGAUAAUCAUUCUCCCCCACACGAGGGUGGUCACCACCACCACCACCAUCAUGGGGAGCGCCCUACACUUACCUUCUUUGGAACGUAUACCUCACCCGCGCACAGCGAUGACGAACGCCCACUUGAAGCCAAAGGAACCCUCACAUUUGAGAGCCUCAAGGAGAAAUUCGCCGAAGGAGAUCACGGCAAGUUUAAGGUCACGAAGAAGAAGGAUGGGGACGAACACGGUUACGACGUUGAAGUUUUCAUCACGUACAUCAAGAAAGACGGUCUUCGCGGAAUUGAAGUGAACGCUUUGAAUGUGGAUGAACUGUCGGGAUGGAAAUUCAGCGAUCUACCCUGGUUUGUCCGUCUGCGCCUUUUGCUACGCGCAAAGUAUUGUAUAUUAACCCCCGCCCCUAAUAGCUCGUACAACCUCAAUAAUGUCGUAAAAGCCUCCCAACUUCAAAUUGAACAUCGUUCGGAGACAAUAAGAUAUCGCAAAGAACUCGACGGUGACAGACUCCACCACACAUCGGAAAACUUGCUCACUCAUGGAAACAAAGCUCCAAAAGGCCAAUGGCAUCGCCCGUCCGACUUGAACGACUCCAACAAGCACUGCUGCUUGAACACUUCGGGUGCUGGGUGGUGUGGAGCUACACUUACCCUUCCCUCAUCUUUCUCUUGGCUUUCCUCACGCCGAGGACAACUCUCGCCUCUUCUGCCCACAACACAAUUGUUCCGAACAUUGGACCAAUUCAGUCAAGUGGUCCAACGAUUGCGUCUACAUGCAAAAGCAGAGUUCUCCAGAUGUUAA